AUGGAGGCGACUCAAUUCACCGAAACGCAACCAACUCAACAAUCGCCACCUACUCAAACUCAAAACAGGGUACAAUCAAAUCCCAAUCAGAUUUGCCAACUACUAUGCACCACGGGUCAGUAUGCCAACAAGACGCUCAGUAUAACGGACAAACCCGAAGAAGAUGGUAAAAUCGUUUGGUAUUUCGGGAGGUCGGGAGAUGCUGACUUGCAACUCACGUCGUCAUCGCGUCUAUCGAAUAGACAUUUCAUGAUCUGGUUUAACUUAAGAGACAAUUCACUAUGGCUAAGGGAUACUUCGACUAAUGGAACGUAUCGUAAUGGGCAAAGGGCGGUUAAAGGAUCAAACUACUUACUCAGCCAGGGAGAUGAGAUUAGUGUCGGAAAUGGAGUUCCCAAGGAUUUGGUCAAGUUUAUCGUUGUAUUUUCGGACAGAUACAAUCCCGCGUUGUCGCCUGAUACAAACAUCAAAGACGAGGGGAUAUACAAGGACUACAUAAUAAAGACGGAAACAAUCGGACAAGGGGCAUUUGCAACGGUCAAGAAAUGCAUUGAGCGAUCAACGGGUAAGUCGUACGCAGUAAAGAUUAUAAACCGAAGGAAAGCUUUGAGUAGCACCGGUGGUGCGAGCGCCUUGUCUGGGGCCGAGCGUGAAUUAUCCAUUCUUAGGAAAUUGCAUCAUCCCAAUAUUGUUUCCUUAAAGGGCUUCUACGAGGAUGCGGAAAAUUACUACAUCAUCAUGGAGUUGGUGCCAGGAGGUGACUUGAUGGGGUUUGUUGAAGAUUUUGGCCCAGUUGGAGAAGAAGCUACAAGGGUGAUUACCAAGCAGAUAUUGGAGGGGAUAAAUUACGUACACCAAUUAGGAAUCUCACAUCGAGAUUUGAAGCCAGAUAAUAUCUUGAUUAUGCAGGACGAGCCAAUUCUAGUAAAGAUUACCGAUUUUGGAUUGGCUAAGUUUAGUGACAAUCUGACAAUUAUGAAGACAUUUUGUGGCACUUUGGCUUAUCUUGCUCCUGAGGUGAUUACAGGGAAGUAUGGCCUGUCACAGGCAAGCCAAGCUAGCAGCAACUACUCGUCUUUGGUAGACAUCUGGUCAUUGGGGUGUCUAGUGUAUGUUCUUUUAACUGCACUCGUUCCAUUUCCAGGAAAUAGCCACCAGAAGAUGUUUUCGAGAAUAAAAAAAGGGGAAUAUCAAAAGGCGCCAUUGGAAUCGUUUAAAAUCAGUAAAGAGUGCCAAGACUUUCUCCGCUGUUGUUUGCAAGUGGACCCUGAAAACAGAAUCACGGCGGCAGAGGCGUUAAAGCAUAAAUGGCUUUCUGAGGACGAACCAUCGCAGUCGUCCCAAAAACCUCUAAGUUUGUCACAGUCACAAUCACAACAAUCGCGAAAAGUCGACAAUAGCCAGUUUGAUUCGUUGAGCAGGAUAGAUGAGGACUUUAUGCUUCGACCUUUGGACAGUGAGAGAAACCGUAAGACAUCGAAACAAAAGCAGAACGACUUUAAAGUCCCAAAGAGAGUGGUGCCGCUCCCACAGUCGCAGGUAGCUGUAUCGCAACCAUUACCCAUGUCGCAACCUUUGAAGCGGCCUUACCAAAUAGACCCAGUCACUAACAAACUAAAUGGGUCUACCAAGCGUGUCAAGCUCGAGCAUCAUCAAGAGGGCAUCAACGGCAAUGUUUCAAUUAAGGAACUGGAUUUAAUGGACGAGGGUGACGAUACACCACUUUUGACGUUGGAGCCAAUAUUAGAGUCUCUCUACCGAGAAACAAUACCAAUUUCCAAUGAUAGAUUUGCCAUUGGACGAGCCGACGUGUGUAACAUCACAAUCAGCGACGACCGGUUGUCAAAAAUACACUGCAUAUUCAGGAGGGAUAAUGGCAAAAUUUGGCUACUUGAUAUGAGCACCAACUCGUGCCGGGUAAACAAUAUUUCCAUAGGAAAGGGAAGGAAACGGCAACUAGUCGAUGGUGAUACGGUUUACCUUUUUGAUGACACUACCAAUAAAGAAUUUAUCGCAUUUACCGUGCGAUUCAGUGAAUUGGAAGUAGCGAAGGUAUCAAUGGAAGAUUCUGACAUUAAGGUGCUAGAGCAGAGCUUAGAUGAUUUACAGUUGAGAGAACUGCUUAUCGAAAAUAUGUAG
Lodderomyces margitis is the source of this 2139-nucleotide messenger RNA. RefSeq names its product serine/threonine/tyrosine protein kinase (gene RAD53). Lineage: Eukaryota; Fungi; Ascomycota; Pichiomycetes; Serinales; Debaryomycetaceae. The transcript has a single exon. Gene Ontology annotation, biological process: protein phosphorylation; DNA damage checkpoint signaling; meiotic recombination checkpoint signaling. Gene Ontology annotation, cellular component: cytoplasm; nucleus. The record is from RefSeq and is a predicted model, not a curated record. Gene Ontology annotation, molecular function: ATP binding; DNA replication origin binding; protein serine/threonine/tyrosine kinase activity. The coding region runs from base 1 to 2139 and encodes 712 amino acids.